GGGGAGAAGGGGGUGGGUGUAAUUCUAAUGUAUACAAAGAGUCUGUUUGCGCGUUUGAUUCUCUUUAAAUAUGCAACAUCGGGUACUGUGAUUAUCAGUAAAAUAUCAUAAUUAUCUUUCAAAUACAAUACUUUCACGCUUCACGAUUUCAUAAUUAAUUGCUUACAUGAGAGGGGGGUGGGGAAGAGGGGGUGCUAAACAGAGAAAUUACGAUAUACCCUAAAUAAGUAUUACUCCUUGUUCACAAUCUUAUUUAUUUUCGAAAUCUUUUCCCGUCAAUUUUAUUAGUCCAGGUUCGUUGUUUAUUAUUUUCUUUGCGUCUAAUCCAUUAGUAAGAAAUAACGGAGGUUAACUCUACGCUGACUGGAACUUCAUUACGACUCUGUUUUUGUAUCAACCAAUUUCCUCUUCAAACACUCGUGUUACGUUGUUGAUCAUGCACGCCUUUAUCACGAACGCCUUUUCGCCAAUCCAAUUUGAGCAAUCAUCAUUCUCAGUUUAUCAAAAAAAACAAAGAAGAUGGAAACAGCUUAGUAGGUUAUGGGAGGUAAUGUUAUACAACAGCAUUGCGUGCUGUCGAACUUGACGGCCUUAUUUCGGAAGAUACACCUGGUCUUAAACCAGGUAUUAAAUUGCCUAAAAACGAAUCUCAACGGAGGGAAGCGGACUUGUACUUUAGAGCGGAAUUACCAAUAUCUGAUGUGAACGAGAAAUCAGUAAACGAAUGUGUGAUCAAAAUGUCAAAUUUGGUCUAUGAUUAUUUCGCUGAAAACUUCGGGACAGUGAAUAAAAAAAAUGACGACGACGAAUUCGAUAAGAGGUAUGCUAAUUAUACUAAGCAAGAGCUGAAACGUGAAUUUGAAAGCAUUGAAGCAUCAAUAUAUCACCGAUGUGAAUAACAUUAAGUAUACGUUUCAAAACUAUUACGUAACUUAGCUUCCAAAAAAAAAUCUACCUCCGGUUUGAAUUCCCUCAAUGAUGACGAAGAAAUUAAAAAAAACGUUUGGCGUUAUACGAAAAUGAAACUUUUCCCGACUUUUGCCGACCUUUAACCUGUCAAGCUGUAUAAAUUACUGCGUAACCAUGUGGAAAAGUUUAUUGCCCACGCAUACUUUCACAAUACCUGACUGGAUACCCUCAUUACCGACACCUACGCAUAAAUUUAAUUCAGAUCCUCCUACUUAUGCAAGAAAAACUUCAAUUAUUAGAAGAAUGAAAUCUAAUAGCUCUGCUUGCCCUUUGGACCAAUUUUCUAUUAUCGUAGUUAACUGCUAUAAUUCAAAAUGUAUGGAAAUCGGGUCAAAUACCGGAUACUUGGAAGAAAGCAGUCACUAUUUUGAUUCACAAAAAAGAUUCCCCUGAUGAGCCUAAAAACUUUAAACCAAUUACUUUGCAGCCAGUUCCAUUGACAAUUUUCAUGUCUGUCUUGCGUAAUACGAUGUACGAGUUCCUGUUAAUAAUAAUUUUAUUGAAAGCAGCAUUCAAAAAGGUUUUACUCCUGGAAUGUCUGGUACAUUUGAACACACAGCACACUUAGCAUUUCUAAUCAAGCAAGCCAAAAAACAACAACGUUCUCUAACAGUAUCUUUGUUGGAUUUAAAAAAUGCUUUUGGUGAGGUUCACCAUCGACUAAUCUCUACUGUAUUACAAUAUCACCAUAUCCCGGAGCAUUUUGUAAAUGCGUUCAUCAGAGUUAAUAGAGGAGUUCUACUGAACGCUUUUACUGCUUGGUGUUCAUGGGCCAAAAUGACUUUGCGGAUUGAUAAGUGUAAAACUUUUGCGGUAUCUAAAUUGAACUCGACAAGUUCCCAAUUCCUUCCAAAAUUACAUCUAAUUCAGAGUAUGAUUCCUACGGUAAAUCGUAAUGAAAGUUUCUGUUAUCUUGGGCGUUACCAUAAUUUUGCUAUGGAUAAUUCUGAUCACAAACGAUUACUGUUCGAGGAGACUGAAGAAAUGUUGGACAAAAUUGAUCGACUUUCAUUUACACCCGAAAUUUAA
Paramuricea clavata is the source of this 1998-nucleotide messenger RNA. Lineage: Eukaryota; Metazoa; Cnidaria; Anthozoa; Malacalcyonacea; Plexauridae. The record is from the annotation of a GenBank genome assembly.